UGAAGUUCCAACCGUUCCGCCGCAGCAUGAGGGAGGUAGUUUUAGUGAUACUGGGCCUCGUGGCCAUGGCCGCAGCACGUCAAGUGGAUGAUAACACACUUGUAACUUUAGACAUCAAACAAAGACAAACCUUCAUCUUUAAAUUACUGAAUAAAGUAAUGGAACCUGUCAUGUACAAGGAAAUCGAAGAAAUAGGCAAGAACUAUAACAUCGAAGAAAACGUGAACCUUUAUACUAAAACAGAUGUGGUCAAAACGUUUAUCAACAAUCUUAAGAUUGGCACAUUACCUCGUGGGGAGAUCUUUACUAUUCACGUCGAUCGUCAACUGAAAGAAGUUGUGACGAUGUUCCACGUGCUGUAUUAUGCCAAAGACUUUGUCACCUUCAUCAAAACCGCUUGCUGGAUGCGCCUAUACCUUAACGAAGGCAUGUUUGUCUAUGCCCUCACUGUAGCCGUCAGGCAACGUGAAGACUGCAAAGGGAUAAUUCUGCCACCACCCUAUGAAAUUUAUCCCUACUACUUCGUUCGUGCUGAUGUAAUACAGAGGGCUUAUUUUUUGAAAAUGAAAAGAGGCCUACUUGAUAAUAAACUAUGUGACUUUUACGGAAUCAGAAAAUCCGAGAAAGAUAUUUUAAUUAUAGAUGAGAAUAUUUAUGAUAAAAGAGUUGUCCUCAAUAAGGAUAACGUCCUCAAUUAUUUCACUGAAGAUAUUGAUCUUAAUACAUAUUAUUAUUAUUUCCAUGUUGAUUAUCCAUUCUGGAUGAAAGAUGAAGUUUUCGACAAAAACAAAUUCAGACGUUUUGAGCUUAACCUAUAUGUGUAUCAACAAAUCCUUGCACGCUACUACUUGGAGCGCCUGUCUAACGGUCUGGGCAAAAUUGAACCUUUGUCAUGGCAUAAACCUAUCAGAAAGGGGUACUGGCCUUGGUUGGUAUUGCACAAUGGUGUACAGCUGCCUUUGAGGGCUAAUAACUAUGUUGUUGUACGAGAUGAUAAUAUUGAGUUAGUCCGCUUGGCGGAGGGCUAUGAGCAGAUCAUAAAGGAUGCUAUAAUUAAAGGAUUCGUUGAAGUAAGUAUCAAAUAUAAUGUAAUAUACGUCAUAUUAUCUGAAACGUAUAAAAAUUACCUCGAGACAUGUUUGAUUUUUUUUACAGAUCAACGGUGUAAGACUUGAAUUAACUAAAGCUGAGGAUAUAGAAACGCUCGGAAGACUUAUCUAUGGCAAAAUUGAUAAGAAAUUGGACAAUCUACAAGUUGACGCUUAUCGUUACCUGCUCAUCAUCGUGAAGUCUAUUCUGGGUUACAACGAUCCUUUCAAUAACAAGUACGUAUUAUUUUUUUUUUAUUCAAUCAUAGACGUGUACCAUUUAUAAAUAGAGAUAUUAAAAUAAUAAAUUAUUUCUUGUUACUUUGAUAUUAAUCAUUUUGUUGAUUUAUUAUAGUUUUAAAAAAUGGUUCUUAUGAUGAAUGAUAAAACUUAUUACAGAUACUUCGUGGCUCCAACAAUCCUAGAUAAUUAUCAGACUGCUCUCCGCGAUCCAGUAUUCUACCAACUUCAAAAGCGCCUCAUUGAUUUAGUGUUCUUAUUCAAGCUGAGAUUGCCAUCGUAUAACAGAGAUGACCUAUACUUCCCCGGAGUAAAGAUCGACAACGUAGUCACCGAUAAGCUUGUUACAUAUUUUGAUGACUACUUAAUGGACAUGACCAAUGCUGUUAUUCUCUCCGAAGAUGAGCUAAAGAAGACUAGCUCUGACUUGAAAUUCCUCGUACGUAAGCGCCGCCUCAACCACCAGCCGUUCAAAGUUACUGUUGAUGUUCUCUCCGACAAAGCUGUAGACUCUGUCGUCAGAAUAUUCUUAGGACCGAAAAAUGAUGAGCUCGGUCGCUUACUUGAUAUCAAUAGUAACCGUGUCAACUUCGUAGAACUAGAUAGCUUCAUAUACAAAUUGUCAACUGGUAAAAAUACUAUCGUCAGGAAGUCUGUGGACAUGCACAACCUUGUCCGUGACAGAAUUUUCACACGUGAUCUGUGGAAGAAGGUGGAUUCCAUCUCCGACUUUAGAGACCUUCUAAUCAAGGAUCUUAGAAACUAUCAUACUGGAUUUCCUGCAAGGUUGCUCCUCCCGAAAGGUUUCGUAGGCGGUAUGAAUUUGUGGUUGUAUGUUAUUGUGACGCCUUUGAAGUUAGUGGAUAAUGUUGACCUCAACAUCUUGGACUCAAGUCGCAAAGAUUUAGUCGUGGACUUUAGAUCAACCACCUUGCUGGACAAGAGGCCUCUUGGCUUCCCAUUCGAUCGUCGCAUCGAUGUCGCUAAAUUCUUCACACCUAACAUGAAAUUCAUUGACGUUGCAAUCUUCCACAAGCAGCAAGUAUGUGAUAUGAGAACUCGUUGGGAGAAAUGGGUUUUGAGAGAUUAUAUAGUAUCAGAUAGAAGUCCUCUCGAUGAUUCAGUCUUUGUAGACACUGAUCUCAAUAAAGUCGCUCUUGACCAUGAUGUUAAUAUUUUUGACGUUUAGAUUAAAUAAUCGUAAUAUAUAGCGAAUUAAAGAACUAAUCCUUAAUAUUAUAAAUGAAUACUUUAAAUUAAAAGCAAUACAAAAAUACAAAAAAUAGAUUUCAAUAGUAUUACAUAAUGGUUUUCUUUUAAUACCUACCUUAGUACCUAAUAGUUAUAUGUAACUAACAAUGAAUUGAACAGAACAGCUUAAAUUUUAUUGCCAACAUAAUUUGCAGAUGUCAUCGCAUAAUAAAAUAUAAAAAUUGGUAAUCUAUAAAAUAAAUAUAUCUUUACUUAAAAAUAAAAGUUGCAAAUAAAACUUAUCAUGGAAUUGAAAACAGAACAUUUAUAAGGAACAUACAAUUAUUUAAAAAAUAAAACAUAGAGUAUAAACAAGGAACCUGAAAAUUAUAAAUGAAUAUUCAUUUUUAUAAAAAUAAGCAA
Molecule: messenger RNA, 2942 nt
Organism: Diatraea saccharalis (sugarcane borer)
Lineage: Eukaryota; Metazoa; Arthropoda; Insecta; Lepidoptera; Crambidae
Source: the annotation of a GenBank genome assembly